Messenger RNA from Radiomyces spectabilis, 1796 nucleotides. RefSeq names its product threonine ammonia-lyase, biosynthetic. The coding region runs from base 91 to 1737 and encodes 548 amino acids. Gene Ontology annotation, biological process: L-threonine catabolic process. Gene Ontology annotation, molecular function: pyridoxal phosphate binding; threonine deaminase activity. The record is from RefSeq and is a predicted model, not a curated record. NCBI's taxonomy places the organism in Eukaryota, Fungi, Mucoromycota, Mucoromycetes, Mucorales, Radiomycetaceae. The transcript is spliced from 6 exons.
CUCUGUUUCAAAAUCCGCAAAUCUCGAUAAAAAAAAAAGUAACUGUAGAAAUCUUGCUAGUCGUUUUAUUCCUUUGUUUUCCUUCAGAUCAUGUCGACAAUCAAAUACCCCCGAAGUGAAGCUUUAGUGGAAACGGACACACUGACUCCGCAACCACAUUUGACCAGCAGUCUACAAAAAAAAGAUAUCGCUUACAAGGAGAACGACAAUGAUCCAGACUAUCUCCGUCUUAUCUUGACAGCCCGCGUGUACGAUAUCAUUAACGAAACCCCACUUCAAGAAGCCGUCAACCUCAAUGCCAAGAUUGGUGCUCAGAUCUUCUUGAAACGUGAAGAUCUUCAGCCCGUGUUCUCAUUCAAGAUCCGAGGGGCAUACAACAAAAUGGCCAACUUGACCGAAGCCGAAAAGAAAGCAGGUGUCAUUGCAUGUUCAGCAGGCAACCAUGCUCAGGGUGUCGCCUAUUCUGCCAAAAAGCUGGGCAUCAAAGCGAAAAUUGUGAUGCCGAUCCCGUCUCCAGCCAUCAAGUGGCGAAAUGUUCAGCGCUUGGGUGCGGAAGUGGUGUUGUUUGGCAACGAUUUUGAUGAAGCCAAGAAGGAGUGUGCUCGACUGAUGGAAAAGGAAGGGUUGACCAAUAUCCCACCUUAUGAUGAUCCGUACGUGAUUGCUGGCCAGGGUACGAUUGGUAUGGAGCUUUUGCGACAGCAUGAUCUCAACAACAUUGCCACCAUCUUUAUCUGCAUUGGCGGCGGUGGUUUGAUCGCGGGUAUUGGUAGUUACGUCAAGCGUAUUGCCCCUCACAUUCGUAUCAUUGGUGUGGAAGCUGAGGACGCCUGCGCCAUGCAUCAAAGUUUGCAAAGCAAAGAACGCGUUGAAUUAAAGGAAGUCGGCCUUUUCGCGGAUGGUGCAGCCGUACGACUGGUCGGUGAAGAAACCUUUCGCCUCGCAAAGGACCUCAUCGACGAUAUGAUCCUCGUCAAUAAUGAUGAAAUCUGUGCGGCUAUCAAAGACGUCUUUGAAGAUACAAGAUCCAUCUGCGAGCCUACGGGUGCUUUGGCGUUGGCGGGGGCUAAAAAGUGGUUAAAGCUACAUCCUGAAGACAAGAGCAAAGGAGCACAUAUCACGAUUGUGUCGGGAGCAAAUGUAAACUUUGAUCGACUUCGAUUUAUCAGUAACCGAGCGGAAUUGGGUGAAAAUUCGGAAGCGUUCUGCAACGUGACGAUUCCUGAGAAGCCCGGCAGUUUCAUGACCAUGAUUCAACAAGUGCAACCUCGAGCGGUGACGGAAUUCUCUUACCGUUACGCAGAUCCUGUCAAAGCACACAUCUACAUCAGUUUUAAAGUCAAGGACCUGGCCUCGGAGGUGCAAGAAGUGAUUGCAGGAUGGAAAGCCAACGGCAUGGAAGCAUGGGAUGUCAGUCACAACGAGCUGGCAAAAACACACGCAAGAUACAUGGUCGGAGGAAACACCAAACCACCCCAUGAACGAGUCUUCCGAUUCAUAUUCCCUGAACGGCCCGGUGCCUUGAUGAAGUUUUUGGAAGGAUUAGAAUCAAAGUGGAAUGUCUCGCUCUUCCAUUAUCGAAAUCACGGUGACGAUAUGGGCAAGGUAUUCUUGGGUGUCCAGGUACCGCCGAGGGAUAAUGAGGCGUUUAGCCAAUUUUUGGAUCGUCUUGGAUAUCACUACAUAGAAGAAACAGACAAUGUGGCAUACAAGACCUUUUUAUGCAACGAAUCAUAGACCCCAUUUUUUUAAAUGUAAUAAAAUAAAAGCUCACAUGCAAAACAUCCAGAAACAAA